UAGUUAGCCACAGGACUGCUCUUUUGGGAAACUGUUUUACGUAAUUGCAUUGUCACUAUAGUAAAGUCAUGUUCAGGUUGUAAUAGAAAUUAGUCUGGCGGUACCUGCCAAACCUGGAUUUUGCAAGAGAACGUGAAUCCUGAGCUGAUAUCAGGUGUCUAGAAAAUAAAAGACAAGACUGAGAACAUGGAAGCUAAAGUUGUGGAAGAUGCAGGAUUUGCAGAAGGGUCAGGUGGUGUGAUGGGGCUAGAUGAACCAAAAAAAAUGACCCGAGAGGAUUGGAGAAAGAAGAAGGAACUAGAAGAACAGAGAAAACUGGGUAAUGCUCCUGCAGAGGUUGAUGAAGAGGGAAAAGACAUUAAUCCUCACAUUCCACAGUAUAUUUCAUCUGUUCCAUGGUAUAUUGAUCCAUCCAAACGGCCAACUUUGAAACAUCAGAGACCUCAGCCUGAGAAACAGACUCAAUAUUCUCCAUUCGGAGAGUGGUACUUCAGAGGAGUCAAAGAGGGUACUAAGUCCACAAAAUUUCGUAAAGGAGCAUGCGAGAACUGUGGUGCUAUGACACACAAGAAGAAGGACUGUAUGGAGAGACCCAGAAAGGUGGGAGCAAAAUUCACUGGGGCUGAAAUAGCUCCUGAUGAGUUUGCACAGCCUGAACUAAGUAUGGAUUAUGAUGGAAAGAGAGAUCGAUGGAAUGGUUAUAACCCAGAAGAACACAUGAAAAUUGUUGAAGAGUAUGCUAAAGUAGACUUGGCAAAACGUGCACUAAAAGCACAGAAAUUGCAAGAGGAGCUGGCAUCAGGGAAACUUACUGAGCAGAGUGCACAGAGAAAGUACUGGGGUGGCGAAGAACAAAAUCCACAAGCAGAAAGAGACCAUAACAGUGAGGAUGAGGAUGAAGAUAAAUAUGCAGAUGAUAUUGACAUGCCAGGACAGAACUUUGAUUCAAAGAGACGAAUUACAGUGCGAAACCUCCGUAUUCGGGAAGAUAUAGCUAAGUACCUUCGAAACUUGGAUCCAAAUUCUGCCUACUAUGAUCCCAAAACGAGAGCGAUGAGAGAGAAUCCUUAUUGCAAUGCAGGAAAAAACCCUGAUGAAGUUGAUUAUGCCGGAGAUAACUUUGUCCGUUACUCUGGAGACACCAUUGCGAUGGCUCAGACACAAUUGUUUGCAUGGGAGGCCUAUGAAAAGGGCUCUGAUGUCCAUCUUCAAGCUGACCCCACAAAGUUGGAGGUUCUGCACCAAUCUUUUAAAGUGAAGAAGGAGGACUUCAAGCAAUGUCAGAAAGAAAGCAUCUUAGAAAAGUAUGGGGGACAGGAACACCUGAAUGCACCUCCCCGGGAGCUGUUGCUGGCUCAAACCGAAGACUAUGUGGAGUAUUCGCGGCAUGGAGCUAUCAUUAAAGGACAGGAAAAGGCAAUUGCUUGUUCCAAAUAUGAAGAAGAUGUAUUGAUCAACAACCAUAAGUGUGUUUGGGGCUCCUACUGGCGUGAUGGCAAAUGGGGUUACAAGUGCUGCCAUUCAUUUUUCAAGUUCUCUUACUGCGUUGGAGAAACUGGGAAGCACAUUAGUGCAGAAGAUAGCAUUGAUGUAUCAGUACAUGAACCAGAAGUUGCAAACCACAAAGGAGAGGAAUAUGAAGCAAAAAUUCGAACCUUAAUGGAGAUCCAUCAAGAAAAGCGAAAAGAAGAGAAAAAGAAAAAGAAGAAGAAGCACAGAAGUCAUGAUUCUGAUAGUGAUAAUGAAGAGGCAAAGAAGAAGGAAAAACUCAAAAAGGCUUUAAAUGUGGAAGAGGAGCGUCUGAAGCAGGUUGAGAAAAUGAUGCAGUUGGAUGAGCGGAAAAGGCCUUACAACAGCAUGUAUGAUUCUCGAGAACCUACUGAAGAAGAAAUAGAAGCAUACCAGAUGAAACGUCAGAGGGCAGAUGACCCCAUGGCUUCAUUUCUGGGCCUUUAAGCCAUGUUGCCUAAAAUUCUUUCAUGACAGCUGAUUGUGUCCAGCGAAAAGACUAUACCACAUGCAAGAAAUAUUUUCAUUCCUAUUAUUUCCCAGAAGAACAUUAGCAGGAUGCAGUUAUGUGGGAAGAUAUGUCCAAACUGAUGAGUAUCAAAGGUCACUUAAGUGUAGGAAAUGCAGAUGAAUAUAAAAACAUUGUUUGUGAGACUGGAAAUAACAUCUUAGAACAAGCACAUGCUGCAGCUGCAUUUGCAUUUCAUUAAAGUGCAUUUCUCUUUUAAAGCAUUAUGCUUUAAAAGAUUUUCAUUUCCAUGAACCAUAUUUUAAAUGUCUAUCUUUUUAAUUUAUUUUGUGCACUGUAUUGAUGAGCUUAAUGUCAUUGGUAGUUCAACUGUUAAUUUACCAAAUCUUUCAAAAUGAAUUUACACUGCCACCUUUUUACUCUUCAGCAGGUUGUUUGCUGUUUACCAGUAAUUAAAAAAAGUAAAUAGA
Protopterus annectens (West African lungfish) is the source of this 2448-nucleotide messenger RNA. It is a transcript of the gene SLU7, whose product is annotated as SLU7 homolog, splicing factor. The record is from RefSeq and is a predicted model, not a curated record. Gene Ontology annotation, biological process: mRNA splicing, via spliceosome. The transcript has 16 exons. Gene Ontology annotation, molecular function: pre-mRNA 3'-splice site binding. NCBI's taxonomy places the organism in Eukaryota, Metazoa, Chordata, Ceratodontiformes, Protopteridae. The coding region runs from base 187 to 1956 and encodes 589 amino acids. Gene Ontology annotation, cellular component: spliceosomal complex.